Molecule: messenger RNA, 677 nt
Organism: Cercospora beticola
Lineage: Eukaryota; Fungi; Ascomycota; Dothideomycetes; Mycosphaerellales; Mycosphaerellaceae
Biological process (GO): mitochondrial respiratory chain complex III assembly
Cellular component (GO): mitochondrial membrane
Source: RefSeq, a predicted model, not a curated record
ACAACAUCGAACAGCAUCAACAUUUGAACUUGAAUCGCCUUCGAAAUUCGGUGGGACUUCACGAACAGCAGGUCGGAUCAAGCAAAGUUGCAGCUGAGUGCGCAAGGCGGAGGCUCGCCCACCACUUGCCACCAUGAGGACGGUCACUUGGGUAAAGAUGGCUGCUGCCGGCGGUAUCAUGUGCAUAGGCGGUCCAGCACUGAUUUACUACGUGACGCCAACGGAAGAGGAACUAUUCAUGAAAUACAACCCCGAACUUCAACGCAGAUCACUAGAACGGAGAAAGGAGAAGCAAGAAGAUUUUGACUCGUUUGUGAAUAAAUUGAAGGAUUAUUCGAAGAGUGAUAAGCACAUCUGGCAGGUCUGGGAAGAUGAACUUGCGAAGAAGAGAGCAGAAGGUGUUACUGCUGAGUUGGAGAGGAGGAGAGCGGCUGAUGCGGAGGCGCAGGCGAGGAAGGAGGAGUUGAGGCAGAGUAUCAAAUGAGCAUUUGGAGAUGGAAUGGCGUUGGAGAUGUGAAGUAAAGUGAAACAGCUCCCAGCAUCAGCCGCUCAAACUGUAUUAUCUAGGAGACUUUGGCUUGUGGUAGUAUAUAUCGACUCACAACAAGAUCAAAGUUGGUCGAUCUAAGGACAUCCUCAACUCUCUACUACUUCGUACCUCAUGGCUGCGGUAUUGG